CAAUGCCAAGUGCGAGGUGGACGGCCUCAGAAUCAAGACUUUUUUUUUUAAUUCUGUGAAGUCAAAGUGUCUUGAAGAGCUCCAACAAUGCGAGCCAUCUUCAUCGUGGCUCUAGCCGCCUUGGUGGCCUUGGCGUCCGCUGCCGCACCAAGAACCAAGCAGAACGUCGAAGCGAGUCGCAAGCUGGUACAGCAGAUGCUGACCAAGCGACUGUCCCCGAGUGUCUCCCCGGCGGGCCCCGCCAAGCGGAUCGUGAUCGAGAACUUCUUCACCACUCGCAUCGAUCACUUCAACGCGCAAAACACGGACGAGUGGACGUUGCGGUACUUGACGCUAAGCGAUUGGUACAUGCCGGGUGGGCCGAUUCUGAUCCACCUGGGCGGCAAUCAGCCGAUUCAGCCCAACAUGGUGGACGAGUCCUCGUUGAUUUACGAAAUGGCCCGUGAGAUGCACGGAAUUGUGUUUGCGUUCGAGACGCGGUUCUACGGACAGAGCUGGGUUACCGAAGACGUGAGUACCGACAACCUGCGGCUCUUGAACACCGAUCAAAUCCUCGCCGAUCUUGCUGAGUUCGUCAACUACGUUCGACUUGAUGUACUGAAGAAUGAAUACGCUCACGUGAUGGUGGCCGGUGCAGGCUUCGGAGGAUCGCUCGCCACGUGGUUCCGCGUGCGCUACCCUCACUUGGCGGAUGCCGCCUGGUCUUCCGGAGGUCAGCACAACGCCCUCAUGGACUUCCAGGAGUUUGCCGAGGCCUGGGGCGAGACGCUGAUCGAUCACGGCAGUCAAAGCUGCUACAACGAGAUCUUCGUUGCGUUCCACGUGAUGCAGAACUUGAUCGAUGCCGGUUUAGAGGAGAUAAUUUUCGAAAAGUUCAACAUCUGCCACGAACUCGACCCGGAAAAUACGCUACAGAUUCAGUACUUCUUCAGCACCAUGAUGACCGCCAUCGAGAUGUACACGCUGCGCAAUGGAGAUCUCACCGACUUCUCCGAAGUUUGCACCGACCUCACGGAAGUGGACAUGCCCACAGCGGUCGACUCCUUCGCCAACUGGUUCAACACCAAGUUCGCCGAAGACAUUGGCUGUGUCGUGUCGGAUCUGGACUUUGCCAUCGAAGCGUUCAGCGAAACCGACUGGAACUCGGCCUUUGUCCAGCUCGGCGCUCGCCAGGCCCUGUACCAGGAGUGCACCGAGUUCGGUUGGUUCCUGACAACCGACUCGGACAACCAGCCCUUCGGCAGUCGCGUCAACCUGGAGCUCUACUCGGAAACGUGCCGGCGCGUGUUUGGCGAAUGGAUCACGUACGAGUCCAUCUACUACGCGACGCAGCGGGCCAACAACCGGUUCGGAGCUCUGUCCCCGCGAAUCAACUUUAUCCACUUCACGCACGGAGCAGAAGAUCCGUGGCGGAUGGUCAGUAUUAGAAACGAUCUGAACACGGAAGCGCUGCUCGAUGUCAUCCCGAAUGAACUGGCCGGGUCGGAUUUGGGGGCCAUUUCGGAGGAUGAUUCCGAAGAGCUGCAGGAGGUCAAGCGUAGGGUGAAGGCACUGAUGAGCUAUUAUCUGUUUCCGGCGGGACCAAGGAAGAUGGCGAAGGAAGAGUUGACAGCUGGUGAAUUAUAAGUAUUUGUCUUGAUAAAAUAUUUUAAAUAUUGAAAAAAUAAAAAAAUAA
This is a messenger RNA of Culex quinquefasciatus (southern house mosquito), 1675 nucleotides long. Its product is annotated as putative serine protease K12H4.7. Gene Ontology annotation, biological process: proteolysis. Gene Ontology annotation, molecular function: serine-type exopeptidase activity; dipeptidyl-peptidase activity. NCBI's taxonomy places the organism in Eukaryota, Metazoa, Arthropoda, Insecta, Diptera, Culicidae. The transcript is spliced from 3 exons. Bases 88 to 1626 code for a protein of 512 amino acids. The record is from RefSeq and is a predicted model, not a curated record.